GUUUAGCUAUGGCUAAUUAGUAUAAAAGGAUGCCAAGGCACAAAGUAGAAAAAAUACUCUGCUCCUGCGUUUCUAUGGGUGUAUAACAAAAAAAGUAGUCACUAGCCAAAUCCUUGACAAUUUUGAAAUGAUAAUGCAGAGCAACAAAUACGUUAAUCUUGUCCAACCUCAUCCUACAUCUCCAUUGAAGUGGAGCAUUGGCUAUAAGAAAAAGCCAGUGCAGGUGAACCGGAAUGUGAAUCUCAGCAGAUUGAUGCUUUGUUGCUCUUUUAGCAGGGAGGAGUAUGAAACAUUUUUGCUUACAGCACAGGGACAAAUCUGCAACGAGGUGACUAUUGCUGAUGGAAGUAGCAGAUCUUUCUGUUCUGAUAAAUGGUUAAGAGGACAAGAUCCAUCAAACGGUUAUGGUAUUACAAGGGUAAUUGAAGAUGGCAAUCUAUUGGAGAAAGGAGCUGUCAAUGUCUCAAUAGUGCAUGGUCAACUUUCAGAAGCAAGGGCUAAGGCUAUGAGCGCUCGUGGACAAAUCGAAGCUGGUUGUCAUUAUUUUGCUGGGGCACUUUCCCUUGUUUUUCACCCCCAAAAUCCUUAUGUGCCAACAUUUCGAGCAGAUGUGCGAUAUUUUGAGAUAGAUGGAGGCUCUGGUUGGUUUGGUGGUGGUGCUGAUCUUACCCCUUGUUACCUUGAUAUUGAGGAUGCAGAAUACUUCCACCAUUUCCUCAAGCAAAUUUGUGAUAAAUAUGAUCCAUCCUUUUAUUCACAGUGCAAAUCUAAAUGUGAUGCUUACUUUUAUAUUCCUGUAAGGAAGCAGCACCGUGGCAUUGGGGGGAUAUUUUUUGAUGACUUGGAAUAUUUUAAGGAGCAGAGUGGUGCUGGGGAUAAAUCAUUAUUGGCUACGGAUAGAAAGGAAGCCAAUAUUCAGGAUAAUACUAAAAUAAGUGGGAGGGAGAAAGCUUUUAGGUUCAUAAAGGAGUUAGCAGAAGGGUUUACAUCAAGUUUUUUGCCCAUUGCUAACAAAUCCAGGUUUCGGGACUUUGGCAAGAGACAAAAAGAGUGGCAGCUUCUUCAACGUGGAAGAUAUUUGGAAUUUAAUCUUCUUUAUGACCGUGGCAUUAAGUUUGGUCUUGAUGGUGGAAGAAUUGAAUCCAUUAUGGUUUCAGCACCUCCUCUUGUGUCCUGGAAGUAUGAUAAAAAACCAAUUUCUGGAUCCCCAGAAGCUGAAAUGCUACAGGUUCUUUGCAAGCCUCGUGAAUGGAUUCGAGGCUGAUUUGAAAACUACAUUCGAAUACCACAAAUUUGCUGAAUGCAAUGAACCCAGUGUUGGAUUAAACUUGAAUAGAGCACCUCACAGAUGCUUAUACCCUUCGAACAUUUUUGUCAUUGUUGUCUUAUAAAUUGUUGAAUAGUUUCUGGGAGAAAGAGUAGAAAAAUAUUACUGAAGUGAACAAAAGUUUCUAUAAAAACUAGAAGCUCGACAGAGAUAAUGUGAAAACAAGGAAAAAUCAAAAGAUUUGUUCCUUGGUGUGUAUCUUUUAUUAUUUCUAUCAUAUAACUUUUGCAUACAACUGAGUUUAUUCUAGGUUGGAGAACGAGUGUGUAGACAGGCACUGUCUGGAAACAGAAAGAGAUAUUGGACAUAUAAGAGCAGAUCUUGGCAAAAAAAUGGCACCUUCUAGUGUUAACUUUUCAUUAUGAAAGAGAGAGAGUUAUGGCUAUGAAAAAGAAAAGUAAUAGGAUGUACCAAAGGGGAGAAGCGAUUAGAAUAAGUGAGAAAAAUUUCUCAAUAAACCAAAUUCAUUGAGAUGAUAAUAAUAGGGUUCCCCAUGAUAUUUCAAAGGUA
Messenger RNA from Cryptomeria japonica (Japanese cedar), 1837 nucleotides. RefSeq lists its product as uncharacterized. Gene Ontology annotation, molecular function: coproporphyrinogen oxidase activity. Bases 128 to 1264 code for a protein of 378 amino acids. The record is from RefSeq and is a predicted model, not a curated record. Lineage: Eukaryota; Viridiplantae; Streptophyta; Pinopsida; Cupressales; Cupressaceae. Gene Ontology annotation, cellular component: cytoplasm. The transcript is spliced from 7 exons.